AUGGUAGUGGGCCUAAACUCUAUUAGACACAACCUGUCCCUGCACAGCAAGUUCAUUAAAGUCCAUAAUGAAGCCACAGGAAAGAGCUCUUGGUGGAUGCUCAAUCCUGAGGGUGGUAAAAGUGGAAAAGCACCAAGAAGAAGAGCUGCCUCCAUGGACAACAGCAGCAAACUUGCAAAAGUCAGAGGUAAAGCAUCCAAGAAGAAGCCUCCUCUCCAGUCUGCUCCAGAAUCCACUGCUGACAGUCCUGGCUCCCAGUUCCCUAAGUGGCCUGGGAGCCCAUCCUCAAGAAGCAAUGAGGACUCUGAUGUGUGGAACACCUUCCGGCCUCGAACCAGCUCCAAUGCAAGCACCAUCAGUGCAAGGCUGUCUCCUAUCCUGACAGAGCAGGAUGACCUCCAUGAUGAAGAGUUGCUUCCUUCUCUAGUGUACUCCAGUGCAUCCAGCAACGUUCCACCAACUGUGACUGAGGAGCUUGAGCUCAUCGAUGGGUUAAAUUUGAUGUCCCCCAGCUCAUCUGUGUUAUCUACCCAGCAAUCUGCCUCGAGUGGUCAGAUCCAGAGAGAUUCCAGCUUUUCCUUGCGGAGCUCAAAUGCAGCUGGUCACACUGCUACUUUUGGCAAUUCCUUGUUUAACCCUGUUGAAAUCUCACUGCAAAGUUCUGUCAGCCAUUUCUCUGGCCCUUCGACCUUGGAAGCCCUUCUGACACCCAACUCUCCACCUCCAAGGGAUGUUAUGAUGACUCAGGUGGAUCCAGUUCUUCCGCAGACUGGUAACAGGAUGAGCAGCCAAACUCUUCUUCUUCUAGGUGGACAAGCCACCCAGAGUAAGAUGAGCUCAGGCAAUCCACGAGGAAAGCCUGCAGAGCAGCAGUCAGAAUCAGUUGGUGCCACUGCCCAACAGGUACUGGGCAGUCCAUUGCUUCUUUCUUCUGCUAGCCCUGCUCCCCUGGGAUUCAACCAGGACAGGCUACCCAUCGACCUGGACGUUGAUAUGUACAUGGAGAACCUUGAAUGUGAUAUGGAUUACAUAAUCAACAGUGAACUCAUGGAUGGAGAAGGACUGGACUUUAAUUUUGAACCCAUUCUCUCUACUCCCAGCUAUCCCAGCACCUCACAGGCCUCCAGCCAUACCUGGGUACCAAGUUAA
Molecule: messenger RNA, 1149 nt
Organism: Chaetura pelagica (chimney swift)
Lineage: Eukaryota; Metazoa; Chordata; Aves; Apodiformes; Apodidae
Gene: FOXO4
Product: forkhead box O4
Exons: 3
Coding region: 1-1149 (382 amino acids)
Biological process (GO): regulation of transcription by RNA polymerase II
Cellular component (GO): nucleus
Molecular function (GO): DNA-binding transcription factor activity, RNA polymerase II-specific; RNA polymerase II cis-regulatory region sequence-specific DNA binding
Source: RefSeq, a predicted model, not a curated record